Varanus komodoensis (Komodo dragon) is the source of this 3843-nucleotide messenger RNA. RefSeq names its product kinesin associated protein 3 (gene KIFAP3). Gene Ontology annotation, cellular component: axoneme; ciliary transition zone; kinesin II complex. The transcript has 20 exons. Gene Ontology annotation, molecular function: kinesin binding. The coding region runs from base 64 to 2445 and encodes 793 amino acids. The record is from RefSeq and is a predicted model, not a curated record. Lineage: Eukaryota; Metazoa; Chordata; Lepidosauria; Squamata; Varanidae. Gene Ontology annotation, biological process: cilium organization; microtubule-based movement.
GGCCCUUCCCGUCCUGCCGCCGGCUCGGUCCUCCCGCGGGUCCGCACCGCCGCCAUCGCCAUCAUGCAGGGCGAGGACGCCCGGUACCUCAAGAGGAAGGUGAAAGGAGGAAAUAUAGAUGUGCAUCCUUCGGAAAAGGCACUUAUUGUUCACUAUGAAGUGGAAGCGACAAUUCUUGGGGAGAUGGGAGAUCCUAUGCUGGGAGAACGCAAGGAGUGUCAAAAAAUCAUUCGGUUGAAGAGUCUUAAUGCAAAUACAGAUAUUUCUUCCCUGGCUCGGAAGGUGGUGGAGGAAUGCAAGCUUAUUCACCCCUCCAAGCUAGCAGAGGUGGAACAGUUGCUUUACUACCUGCAGAACCGCAGAGACACCUCAUCAGCAAAAGACAAGAAAGAGAAAUCCAGUAAGCCAAAGGAUCCACCACCUUUUGAAGGAAUGGAGAUUGAUGAAGUGGCCAAUAUCAAUGACAUGGAUGAAUACAUUGAACUGCUUUAUGAAGAUAUUCCCGAUAAGGUGCGUGGUUCUGCACUCAUUCUGCAGCUGGCCAGAAAUCCUGAUAAUCUGGAAGAACUUCUGCUUAAUGAAACUGCUCUGGGUGCUUUGGCCAGAGUUCUACGAGAGGACUGGAAACAAAGUGUAGAACUUGCCACUAAUAUAAUUUAUAUUUUCUUCUGCUUCUCUAGCUUUUCUCAAUUUCAUGGACUUAUCACACACUACAAAAUUGGAGCUCUGUGCAUGAACAUAAUCGAUCAUGAACUAAAAAGACAUGAGCUCUGGCAGGAAGAACUCACAAAGAAGAAGAAAGCUGUUGAUGAAGAUCCAGAUAAUCAAACCCUUAAAAAAGAAUAUGAAAAGACCUUUAAAAAGUACCAGGGGCUGGUUGUCAAGCAAGAGCAGCUACUUCGAGUUGCCCUGUAUUUGCUGCUGAAUCUUGCGGAGGACACUCGCACCGAACUAAAGAUGAGAAACAAGAAUAUUGUCCACAUGCUGGUGAAAGCUCUGGACCGAGAUAACUUCGAGCUGCUGAUACUGGUUGUAUCAUUUCUGAAGAAACUCAGUAUCUUUAUGGAAAACAAAAAUGAUAUGGUUGAAAUGGAUAUUGUUGACAAACUAGUGAAAAUGGUCCCGUGCGAACAUGAAGACCUGCUGAACAUCACUCUACGGCUUUUGCUGAACCUUUCCUUUGACACAGGCUUAAGAAAUAAGAUGGUACAAGUUGGGCUUCUUCCAAAACUCACUGCAUUGUUGGGAAAUGAAAAUUAUAAACAAGUAGCCAUGUGUAUUCUCUAUCACAUAAGCAUGGAUGAUCGCUUUAAAUCGAUGUUUGCAUACACGGACUGCAUACCUCAGUUAAUGAAGAUGCUGUUUGAGUGUGCUGACGAACGUGUUGACUUGGAGCUCAUUUCCUUCUGCAUUAACCUAGCUGCUAACAAGAGGAACGUGCAACUCGUUUGUGAAGGAAAUGGACUGAAAAUGCUAAUGAAGAGAGCGCUGAAAUUCAAGGAUCCAUUACUGAUGAAGAUGAUAAGGAAUAUCUCUCAGCACGAUGGACCAACCAAAACUUUGUUUAUCGAUUAUGUUGGCGAUCUAGCUGCCCAGAUCUCCAAUGACGAAGAAGAGGAAUUUGUGAUAGAAUGCUUAGGAACACUGGCCAAUUUGACUUUGCCUGAUUUGGAUUGGGAACUUGUGCUGAAAGAGUACAAAAUGGUACCAUAUUUCAAAGAUAAAUUAAAGCCAGGUUCUGCAGAAGAUGACCUGGUCUUGGAAGUGGUGAUAAUGAUUGGAACCGUAUCCAUGGAUGACUCCUGUGCAGCACUGCUAGCUAAAUCUGGGAUUAUUCCAGCACUUAUUGAACUGUUAAAUGCUCAACAGGAAGAUGAUGAGUUUGUCUGCCAGAUCAUUUAUGUGUUUUACCAGAUGGUCUUUCACCAAGCCACUAGAGAUGUCAUCAUCAAGGAGACUCAGGCUCCAGCAUAUCUUAUAGAUCUGAUGCAUGAUAAAAAUGCUGAGAUCCGUAAAGUCUGUGAUAAUACAUUGGAUAUAAUAGCAGAAUAUGAUGAAGAGUGGGCUAAGAAGAUCCAGAGUGAAAAGUUCAGAUGGCACAAUUCCCAGUGGCUGGAAAUGGUGGAGAGUCGACAGAUGGAUGAAAACGAGCAGUUUUUGUAUGGGGACGACCGCGUUGAGCCCUAUAUUCAUGAAGGGGACAUUCUGGAAAGGCCUGAUCUUUACUACAAUGCUGAUGGACUGAUAACGCAUGAUGGAGCAGUAAGUCCUGAUUUCUUCAGUGAUUACCACAUUCAGAAUGGAGACCUCGUGGGUCAGCAUCCCUUCUCUGGCAGCGUUGCGGUGGAUGGAUUUGGCCAGCCCAUGGGCAUCCCAAGCCGCCCGACCACUGCCUAUGGAUAUCGACCGGAUGAACCUUACUACUACAGCUUUGGAGCCCGAUAGAGCCAUCUGCUGAAUUAAACAAAUAUCUUCCUGUUUCCUUGAACGAUUGUAGCUGAAUUAAGGUUUUCUUUAGUGAUGCACGAUGCUACUGUGUACAGGUCUGUGUGGUAAUUCCCUUUGGUAUGUGUUAUUCCAAAGAGAGGUUAGUCAUUCAGUGACUCCUUUUCCACCCUUAUGCUUUUCUUUUGUACAGUUUUUGCCCGAUGUUAGAACCUACUGACUGGAAAAUAAAUAUUAUUAUGUAUGUUAUGCAACUAAUUUAAGUAUUAUUAAAAACAGAUUGUGUAGUCUAUGGUACUGAAUGCCUAGGCUCCAUUAGUUUUUAACAAAGCUUGUUACUUUUUGUUUAAGCAAUAAUUUAAUUAGCUCAUGAAACUGUGACUAAUUCAUCUUUUGUAAAUGUCCUUGAAGUCUACUAAGUAAGAGCACGUUCCUGUGGCCUCCAGACACUGCCUGUAGAAAGAUGGGACAGGUUGGCAUUCCAGUUCUCAGAAAUGCAUUCCAGGGCCGGAGCAUGUGCCCCCCUCCACUCAAGGGCUCAAUCCUUUCCACCUUAGGAGCAGCUCUGAGGUUGCAGGUGCAAUUUGGGAGCCAGCCUCUGACCUGUGGGGGCCUUCUGGGAAGCAAGGGGGGAGGAGGGAGGCUCCACCAACGUAAAAGGAAUCCUGGGGGUGCCUUAGCCUCUCCUCUUCACGAGCAGGUGAAAGACUGCCAAAAUCAACAAAUGCCACCUUUUCAGGGUGGGAGAAGCAAGGUGGCAAUUGCCUCCGCAUUGCUUAGAUGCCCACAAUCCUCUGACUGCUGCGGGUUAUAUGCAGCAACAUCGGAUAGUGCACCAACACCACUGCAUCCAAAGCUGGGUGUCCCCUUUCUGUGUGAUGUCUUUCAAACAAGCUGCACACCUUACCCAACUGUUGAAGAUGGCCCUAUGUUGUAUUGAUGUUAUUGCAUGGAUGUGUGACUUCUGUGGUUGAAAUAAAUUUCAAACCAUCCGUUGUUUUCUGCUGAUUACAAGAAAAGCCAGAUAUUGGAUGCUGCCUUGUUAGAAAUCCGGGUGGCAGCACCAUGAAGGUGAAAGCCAAAAAGAAGACAAACUUCAAAAAGGAACUAGAAAGAGUGCGUCUGGAUCUCGAUUUGGGGUUUAGUUAUUCUUACUUGGGAGCAACUGCUUAUAAGUUAUGUUUUGCAACAGUUUUGCUGCCUGAACUGAUUUUAGAAUUAGAAGGGUUUUGGUUUCUACUUGAAUACUUUAUCAUAAACAAUUUUAUAGCACUUUUUCAAGGUCUGCCUCUCUGUUGUUGUUGUUUUCUUUGCACUCCUAGGAGUAGUAAUAUUGGGGUUGCUUGCAAAUAUCAUUUUGGCCGUACUGCUUUAGUGGCAACCCCCAGACAUGUUAAA